GAGUAUUUGAAUUCUUUAUUGUGUUUCAAGAUUUGAAUUUGCCGACUGGGUUCUUGUUACUAUAAAGCAAACUUUAAUGGGUGAUGACUAAUUUGAGUGAUGGAUUUGAUUUGUCAAGUUCUUGGAUGUUGACUUGAAACCCCUUAUCAAAGGAAACUUAAAUUCUGCCCAUUCUUCUUGUUAUUGUGUAUCAAGAUUCAUGCUUGGAGUGCGACAAUGGAGAGGUUUAUGGCCUGCUUUCCAUUUCUUUUAACACUUUGUUCAGAGGUUUAGUUUAAGGAAAGAUGAAAAAUUUUCUGAAGAAAUUUCAUAUCUCUAGUCAAUCAGAGGAUUCAGAAGGGUCAAAGUCUUCAGCUAAGAUUAAAAGAUUGAGUGACGUUUUGUCGUCUGAAAGACAUUCAAAUUCUAGGUCUGAUGAUAAUAAGCCCUUUUCAGCUAUUUCUGGAUGGUUGAAUUCUGUUACCAAUCGUCAAAGUCCUAGUCCUCCAUCUUCUUCAAACGUGAGUAGAGGGAAUAUUAGGAUGGAACCUUCUGAUUCUGCUAGUAGCAGUGGCUUAGAGGCUGCUUUAGAUGCUGUAAGGCGUGAUUCGGAGUCUAGCAACUCUAGGGGGCCUGAUAUAGAGGAAGAGUAUCAAAUACAAUUAGCUCUGGAGUUGAGUGCAAGGGAAGACCCCGAGGCAGUUCAGAUUGAAGCUGUUAAGCAGAUAAGUUUAGGCUCGUGUGCCCCGGAGAACACUCCAGCUGAAAUUGUAGCUUAUAGAUAUUGGAAUUACAACGCUCUAAGCUUUGAUGACAAGAUCCUGGAUGGCUUUUAUGAUCUUUAUGGGAUCCUGACAGAGUCCGAUCCCUCAAAAAUGCCCUCUCUUAUCGAUCUACAAAGAACACCGGUAGCAGACCAGAUCACUUGGGAAGCUAUCCUUGUUAAUAGAGCUGCGGACUCUAAGCUGUUGAAGUUAGAACAGAAAGCUAUAGAGAUGACUGUCAAGGUCAGGUCAGAAUCCAUAGGUUUUGCUGAUAAAAAGUUAGUUCAGAAGCUUGCGAUGCUAGUUUCUGAACACAUGGGUGGUCCAGUUGGUGAUCCUGACGGCAUGUUAAUAGCAUGGAGAAGCCUUAGUCAUAGUCUAAAGGCCACUUUUGGGAGCAUGGUUUUGCCUCUGGGUUCUUUGACCGUCGGACUGGCUCGUCACCGUGCCUUGUUAUUUAAGGUUUUGGCUGAUAGUGUGGGGCUCCCGUGUCGAUUAGUAAAAGGGCAAGAAUACACAGGUUCAGAUGAAGUUGCAAUGAACUAUGUAAAGCUUGAAGAUGGAAGGGAAUAUAUUGUUGAUUUGAUGGCAGACCCUGGCACACUUAUUCCCUCUGAUACAUCUGGAACACAGGGAGACUAUGAGGAAUCCAUCCUCUCCAUCAGUCCAUCCUCCAAAGAUGUUGAUUCUCAUACGGGUUCUUCUAGUAGUGGGGUUGCUUGUUCUUCAGAAGAUCAUUCAGAGUAUGGAAUCGAAGAGAGGAAAUCCAGGUUUGGUGAAAUCAGUGCAGGAAAUGAGUCUCCCUCUACAGGUAAUUCAGAAAAGAAGAAAGGAAAUAAUAACUCUGAUGACUUCACAAAGCUUCGUACUGUGAAGGAGCAAGGGCCAGAAACUUCAUCCAGGACUGGGCAUGCAAGAUCUCCUUAUUCACAUACAAGAUCUCCUUCCUGGACUGAGGGCAUUAGUUCCCCAGCUGUACGGCGAAUGAAAGCGAAGGAUGUCUCACUGUACAUGAUUGAUGCUGCUAAAGAAAAUCCACAGCUAGCUCAAAAACUUCAUGAUGUCUUACUUGAAAGUGGUGUUGUUGCACCACCAAAUUUGUUCACUGAAGUCUAUUCAGAGCAAUUAGAUGCCUCCCCUGUGGAGGGAAAAUCCAGGUCAGAGGAUAUGGAAAGUCAGGGUAGGGAUGAGGUUGAGAAAAUCAAGAGUCAAGUUGAUCUAGAUUAUAAUAAUUUCUUGCCUCCUUUGGCUUAUCAUGCCAUGUCCAAGGUCAAUCCCCGUGGGCCAUUUGAUCCUCAUCUGGAUGGUGGAGAAGUUAGUGGGCAGCAUGUUUCCUCACACUCUGAGCUGGCUGCAGCGAAAUUCACGAGAAAUAUGCCUGUUGCUGCAGCUGCAGCUGCAGCAGCUGUGGUGGCAUCUUCAAUGGUAGCUGCUGCAGCAAAGACCACAUAUGGUUCAAAUGCUGAUCUCCCUGUUGCAGCUGCUGUGACAGCCACAACUGCAGCAGUGGUAGCAACAACUGCCGCUGUCGCUAAGCAAUAUGAAAACUUGGAGACAUCUGCUCAUUUACCAAAUAGUCCUGCUUUCUUCCUUAAUUUAAUCGACCCUAAAAGAGUUGAUAAAGAUGCAGAUGGUGCUGUGCCUGAAAAACGGGGUAGUGGUGAUCAAGUGCAUGAGGCAUUAGGAGUGAAUUAUGAGGGUGAAAGAGUAUCAGAUAGGUCAACUGGUAAUGAUAGUGUGAAAUCUGAUGUGACACUUGAUGAUGUCGCAGAUUGUGAGAUUCCAAUGGAGGAGAUCACCUUGGGUGAGCGUAUCGGACUUGGAUCUUAUGGGGAGGUCUAUCGUGGAGAGUGGCAUGGAACUGAAGUAGCUGUGAAGAAAUUCCUAGACCAAGAGUUAGCUGGUGAAUCCCUUGAAGAGUUUAAAAGUGAGGUGAUGAUCAUGAGAAGACUCCGGCAUCCUAAUGUAGUCCUGUUCAUGGGAGCCGUUACACGUCCUCCAAACCUUUCAAUUGUUACCGAGUUUCUUCAUAGAGGUAGUUUGUACAGAUUAAUUCAUCGGUCGAACAAUCAAUUAGAUGAAAGGAGACGGUUGAGGAUGGCUCUUGAUGCUGCUCGAGGGAUGAACUAUCUACACAAUUGCACUCCUGUGAUAGUUCAUCGUGAUUUGAAGUCUCCAAAUCUCCUUGUGGAUAAGAACUGGGUUGUGAAGGUAUGUGAUUUUGGGUUAUCGAAAAUAAAGCACAGCACCUUUCUAUCUUCAAGAUCAACUGCUGGGACGGCUGAGUGGAUGGCCCCAGAAGUGCUGAGAAAUGAGCCUUCAGAUGAGAAAUGUGAUGUAUAUAGCUUUGGUGUCGUACUAUGGGAGCUCUGUACUCUGCAGCAGCCAUGGGGAGGAAUGAACCCCAUGCAAGUUGUAGGUGCAGUUGGAUUUCAGCAUCGCCGUCUUGACAUACCAGAUGACAUGGAUCCUGCUGUUGCAGACAUCAUCCGAAAAUGCUGGCAAACAGAUCCAAAGUUACGGCCUUCAUUUGCUGAGAUUAUGGCUGCUUUGAAACCACUGCAAAAGCCUAUAACCAGUUCACAAGUACCAAAACCACUGGGGAACAGAGGUCAAGAAAAGGGUCGGUCAUAAAGAAACGUGGAUGAUCCAGCAGCAUAGUAUGUUUAGGACAGAAGGGAAAACGGAAUUUUAUCUUUUGUUGGAAAUGAAGACAGGUCCAUAUUUGUUUAACCAGAAAUUAAAGGAAGACAUAAAGGAUCUGUCAACAAACAUAUACUUCAUGAUGAGUCAAUUGUUGUGAUUCUUUUUUUUUUUUUUUUUUUUUGGUUUUCUGGCAGUUGUCAACCCACAGGUAUUCAACAUUGUGCAUCUUAUCUUAUGUAUAAUUCAUUUUUGGGAUCAUUUUGUAAUUAACAGAGAUUGAGAACAUUUCCCAUACUUCCACAUCAAAUUCUUUGAGAUGCUUGAUUAUCCAGUUGCAGCA
Molecule: messenger RNA, 3729 nt
Organism: Solanum verrucosum
Lineage: Eukaryota; Viridiplantae; Streptophyta; Magnoliopsida; Solanales; Solanaceae
Product: probable serine/threonine-protein kinase SIS8
Exons: 13
Coding region: 285-3377 (1030 amino acids)
Biological process (GO): protein phosphorylation
Molecular function (GO): protein kinase activity; ATP binding
Source: RefSeq, a predicted model, not a curated record